Molecule: messenger RNA, 546 nt
Organism: Phyllostomus hastatus (greater spear-nosed bat)
Lineage: Eukaryota; Metazoa; Chordata; Mammalia; Chiroptera; Phyllostomidae
Product: serine palmitoyltransferase 1-like
Exons: 6
Coding region: 1-546 (181 amino acids)
Biological process (GO): sphingosine biosynthetic process; ceramide biosynthetic process
Cellular component (GO): endoplasmic reticulum
Molecular function (GO): serine C-palmitoyltransferase activity
Source: RefSeq, a predicted model, not a curated record
AUGAAAGGAGCUUUGAAAGCUCCCGCUUACCAUCUUAUCUUGGAAGGAAUUCUGAUACUCUGGAUAAUCAGACUUCUUUUCUCUAAAACUUACAAACUGCAAGAACGAUCUGAUCUUACAGUCAAGGAAAAAGAAGAAUUGAUUGAAGAGUGGCAACCAGAACCUCUUGUUCCUCCUAUAUCAAAAGACCAUCCUGCUCUCAACUACAACAUCGUUUCAGGCCCUCCAAGUCACAAAAUUGUGGUGAAUGGAAAAGAAUGCAUCAACUUUGCCUCAUUUAAUUUUCUUGGUUUGUUGGAUAACCCUAGGGUCAAGGCAGCAGCUUUGGCAUCUCUAAAGAAGUAUGGUGUGGGGACUUACGGACCUAGAGGAUUUUAUGGCACAUUUGGUCAGCUGGAAGGAUUGACCCUCAGGCUGAUUGCCUGUGAGGAACGGCUUGACUCCAGUGAAGGAGCUAUUUUGCAAGGGCUGACCCAACACCGCAGGAUUUGCGUUGGCAGGGCUCUUGUGCCUGUCGCGUCUGCCCUUUAUGCAUGCUGCUUGUGA